Messenger RNA from Microthlaspi erraticum, 5253 nucleotides. The record is from the annotation of a GenBank genome assembly. Lineage: Eukaryota; Viridiplantae; Streptophyta; Magnoliopsida; Brassicales; Brassicaceae.
AUGGAUACUAUCCGGUCGCAAACCCAGGGAUCUAACUCCCAAAACUCGAUCCCAUCGGAUCAGAUCACCUCGAACAUCAGUAGCAGCCAAACUGCUGAUGCAUCGAGAGAUCAGAUCGCGUCGAAUGUUGGUAGCCGCCAAACUGCCAACACUUCGAACACGCCGAUCACAUCUGCUACCGCCUCCACUGGAGUGCAGCUUAGCACUCCACCUCGCGUGGAACCAGUGGUGAUCAAUCUCGCCACGCCGGUAGCAACCCCGAGCCCGAUUCUACCGAAUCUGGGUUCGCACACCAUCGAGAGACCUCUCUCUCGAGUUUGGGUCAGAUCGGAAGAUCCCCCAACAACUGUGACUCCACAGAGUCGGACUAUUCCUGUUCGACCUGCAUCUGCGACGCAAACUCCUCCGCGAGCUAGUCCAGAUGAUCUGGCACAGAUCAAACAGCUUCUCACCAACCUGGUAAACGGUCAGCGCGACCACGAAACUAGGCUGGAGAGACAUGAGAGACGCCUCGCUGAAUCUCGAAACAUCACUAGCCCGCCUCCGCGGACUCAGCUCGAUUUUUCGACGAUCUACGCAUCUGGCGUACCUCAGGCGCAAUUCGUUACGCCUUCGCGACCUCAAGUCUCUCAGACUUUCGGUCCACCGCCGAGCUCGCCACCAGUUGGCAUAAAUAAUACGAGCUCGCACCCAAGCGAGACGAGAGCUCAACCGAACGUUCCGCUCUCAUCUCCACCCCCAGGGCCACCUGGUACCGAUCCAGCUAGGCCUAGGUGGUUUGGCGCUUCAGCUUUUGCCUCGAGCUCGCAGGCAAUGCCUCAGUUUGAGAAUCAGCUAGGCGCGACAUACGGUUCACAGCCCUCCGCAACAGCGCGAGAGCACGUGAACGGGAAUUAUCAACAAUUCCCUAGCUCGAACGGUCAGCCCAAUCGAGCUCAGUUCCAAGGAGCUAACGAUUCCAUGAAUCAAGCUCCAUUCUUUCCGAUUCCAGCUAAUCGGAAUCCAGCUGAUCCGCGUAACCUCGUCGACAGCGAAUCUUUCGAAAGAUUCCAAGAUCGCACAGACCUCGCGUUUCAGCAUAUGAGCUCAAUGUUUCAUCAAGCAACGAGCUCAGCUCCUGAUAUCGACAGAGUGAUUAAAGAGUCUAGACGAACUCCUUUUUCACUCAGGAUCAAAAGUACCUAUAUCCGAGAUACCAGCAAGCUGCGUAUCCCAGAAUACUCUGGUAACAGCGAUCCGAGAGCUUACAUGCGAGCUUUUAACCUCGUCGUAUCUCGAGUUCCUUUCUCUCCAGAAGAGAUAGAAGCAGCCUACUGCAGGCUCUUCGCUGAGAACCUGAUCGGACCAGCUCAAGAAUGGUUCUCAACGCUGGACGAAAACUCAAUCGAUAAUUUCGACCAGCUCCAAUCAGCCUUCCUAAAACAGUAUUCGAUCUUCAUCGAAUCUAAAAUUACGGAAGCAGACCUUUGGAGACUUUCUCAAGGUCCAAAGGAAUCACUUCGAUCUUACAUUGACAGAUUCAAAUCAGUCAAAGCUAAGAUCACAAACCCUAAUGAGGCAGUAGCUCUACUUGCCCUCAAAAACAACUUGUGGUACGAAUCGAAAUUUAGAGAAGAACUAACUGUUCGACCUACAAUUUCACUAGAUGACGCAUUACAUCGCGCAUCAGCAUUCGCAACUCUCGAGGAAGACACAGCUCUCCUCAGAGAAAAGUACCUCAAAGGGGAGCUCGCAUAUGCUCCACCAGGUGCUAAGAAAACUGCACCAGCUAAACCACCUUCGCAGAGUAAAGGACAACAUUCCUACUCUAUCGAAACUUCAGCUCCCAUAAAGAGCUCGGAGGAAGAAGAGAAACACUGCGAUAUUCACAAUACAAACGGCCAUUCCACAGAGGAAUGCCGUGCUAAAGGCAAAAAGUCUAGCAAAAAGAAGGGAAAAAGCAAAACAGCUGAAACCGCGGUUAAGGCCGAAAAGCCAAAACCCAAACCAGCUAAAGACUCCGACAACGCACCUCAGAAAAGAGAACGCGAAGUCGAGGUCGAAGCCCCCGAUUCCCCUCCUUCUAACAGGAAAAGAAUCGACCUAAUCUUCGGAGAGCUCAGCCUUUGCGGCGGCUCAACGAGAUCCGUGGUCACCCCCCCACCCGCUCCUAGAAAGGCUACGAGCUCUAGCUCACACAGACCUCCUAGACUUGUCGGGGGGAUAGAGCAUUCUUACAGAAGCUCGCCUGUUACAUCACCUACCUCCAGACCCGAUACUAAGAGCAUUGCGAUCUCUUGCUUACGCAGACUUCACAAGCUCUCGGGGGGAGUAGAGCCACCUACCCCUAAACGAAUUGACUUCAUUUGCGGUGGCUCGAAGAUGUGCAAAGACUCGAUUAACUCGAUCAAAGCACAUCAGCGACGGGUCGAGUCAUCUGGACAACCACGUCCUCUAGACGGACCUGAUCACGAAAUCAAAUUUCGAGAAAGCGAAACACUCGCACUCGAUAAACCUCAUGACGAUGCACUCGUAAUCGAGCUCGCCGUAGCCGGAUUCGAGCUGACCAGAGUCAUGAUAGACACAGGAAGCUCUGUAGACGUGCUGUUCUACGAUGCUUUCAAGCGAAUGGGAUUCGAAAACUCCGCACUCAUAGGAGGCCGUACGCCCCUAACUGGGUUCGCAGGAGAAACGACCUAUUCCAUGGGAACUAUCCAGCUCCCAAUCAAAGCAGGUGGUAUAACGAAAACAGUUGACUUUGUGGUCGUAGAUCGCCCCGCGCCAUUCAAUGCCAUUCUCGGCAGGCCGUGGCUCUACACCAUGAAAGCAGUUGCAUCCACUUACCACCAAUGCGUCAAGUUCCCUACACCUUGGGGAACAAAAACAAUUCGCGGUUGCCAACGAGCUUCCCGAGAUUGCUAUAUGGGCAGCUACUUGCGAGCUGAAAAAUCGCCAGUUUGCAUCGACGAAACCGACCCCGAAAGGCGCGUUGGUAUCGGAAUCGAUCUCGCAAAACCUAUCCGUGACGAGCUGAUCGCCUUCCUAAAGGAAAACAUCAGCACAUUCGCAUGGUCCACCGCGGACAUGCCCGGGAUUGACACUAGGAUCACGUCUCACGAGCUGAACGUAGAUCCCACGUUCAAACCCAUGAAACAAAAACGUCGAAAACUCGGCCCAGAUCGGGCUAAAGCAGUAAACGACGAAGUAGACCGACUACUCAAGGUAGGCUCGAUCAGAGAGGUGAAAUACCCCGACUGGCUAGCUAAUCCUGUAGUUGUCAAAAAGAAAAACGGAAAGUGGAGAGUCUGUAUCGAUUUCACAGACCUUAAUAAAGCUUGUCCAAAAGACAGCUAUCCACUUCCUCAUAUAGAUCGCUUGGUCGAAGCUACGGCUGGUCACCAGCUCCUAUCCUUCAUGGAUGCGUUUUCUGGGUAUAAUCAAAUCAAGAUGAACCCAGAAGAUCAGGAGAAAACAGCUUUCAUAACAGACCGAGGUACUUACUGCUACAAAGUAAUGCCAUUCGGGCUAAAAAACGCGGGAGCUACAUAUCAGCGCCUCGUAAACAAAAUGUUUGCCGAUCAGCUCGGUAAAACAAUGGAGGUGUACAUAGACGAUAUGCUGGUCAAAUCCUCUAGGGAAACAGACCACGUCGCACAGCUCCGGGUAUGCUUCUCCAUACUUAACAAGUACGGCAUGAAGCUGAACCCGACUAAGUGUACAUUCGGAGUUCCGUCUGGCGAGUUCCUCGGUUACCUAGUAACUGAACGCGGAAUCGAGGCGAACCCGAAGCAAAUCUCUGCCCUCUUAGAUAUGCCUUCUCCAGAAAAUACUAGAGAAGUACAACGGUUAACCGGUCGAAUAGCAGCCCUUAAUAGGUUCAUUUCCCGGUCAACCGACAAGUGUCUUCCAUUUUACCAGCUCCUCCGAGGAAAUAAAAAAUUCCUCUGGGACGAAAAAUGCGAAGAAGCUUUCAAACAGCUCAAAACUUACCUCAGCGAACCUCCUAUACUGGCAAAACCAGUAGAAGGAGAACCGCUAUACCUUUACAUCGCGGUCUCGCCUGCAGCGGUCAGCGGGGUCUUAGUUCGUGAAGAGCUAAACGAACAAAGACCAAUCUUUUACGUAAGUAAAUCCCUGAUUGAUGCCGAGACUAGAUACCCAGCUAUGGAAAAACUUGCCUUAGCAAUAGUAAUGUCCGCUCGCAAGCUGCGACCUUACUUUCAAUCACACACAAUCGUGGUGAUGACCUCGCAACCAUUGCGAACUAUGCUACAUAGUCCAAGUCAAUCUGGACGACUAGCUAAAUGGGCUAUCGAGCUCAGCGAAUACGACAUCGAAUAUCGAACUAGAACCUGUGCUAAAGCCCAGGUACUAGCUGAUUUCAUGAUCGAGCUGGCACCGGAAGCCAAUAACGAUACCACCCUCUCUAAAGUUUGGACACUCUUCGUAGAUGGAGCCUCGUCCAAACAAGGAGCUGGCGUCGGAAUCAAACUCACAUCUCCAACCGGAGAAGUGAUCGAACAAUCGUUCAGACUCGGAUUCGUCGCCUCUAACAAUGAGGCCGAAUACGAGGCACUCAUAGCCGGACUCCGACUCGCAAUCGGGAUCGGCGUGAAUGAGAUCAACGCAUUCAGCGACUCCCAGCUCGUUACUAGCCAAUACAGCGGCGAGUACGAAGCAAAAGAGGAGCGCAUGGAAGCUUAUCUCAAAGUAGUUCGAGAUUUAGCUGGACAAUUCAGUAAAUUCGAACUAACUAGGGUGCCUAGGGGAGAGAACACUUCGGCUGACGCCUUAGCUGCUCUCGCCUCCACUUCGGACCCAACUGUAAGACGUGUGAUCCCAGUCGAAGGCAUAGAUAAACCUAGCAUCGACAUCGCACUCAAGUCUGACAGUAUAAACGCAAUUACCUCGCGCCCGUCUACUCGUUCUCAAACUAGACAGUCCCAAGAUCCGGGACCAUCUAACCCGGAACCUGAUUCCGAGGAAGAAGAACCUGACCAAGAUAGGCAAAAAACAAGGUAUAUCGAUUCGGACUCUUCGCAAAAUACGCAAGAGUCCACGAUCCAUACCGUCCCAUCUGCUAUGGCGAACGAACUCACCUUAAAGGAAGAGUUCGCUGCGAGACCCGACUGGAGAACCCCUAUCAUGGAGUAUAUCCAGCUCGGAGCCGUCCCUAACGAAAAAUGGGCAUCUCGCAAGCUAAAAGCCCAAAGCUCGCAUUAUUGCAUAUGGAAGAUAAGUCUACAAGCGAAGCCUUAUCGAACCAUAUCUUAA